AUGUCCACCUCCCCAAUCCACUACAUCCCCCCAAGCAGGGCCCCCCAAAUCCUGUCCACGAAAAUCCUCCGCAUAAUAGCAAGCCCCCACGCCCAAGUCCCCGUCGAAACAACCAAGAGAACAAACCACUGGUCCUUCUACUUCUGCACGUCAGAGACGACGUGCGUCGCCCUGGACUGUCAGCCUAGUCAUACCGUGCCCAGUAGUGUUUUGCCUGGUGGGUCGAAGGCGUAUGUUAUUUUAUCUGAGUUGAGGGCGCCUGCGGGCCCGGAUGCGUUGCUUGAGUUUGCGGUCGGGGUGAAUGUUAGGGCUGGGUUGACUGUGGGGGACGUGGUGGAUGUUUUGGUGGAGAGUGGGAGGGAGAGGUAUGAGUUUGAUGCGGAUGGGGUGGGGUGUCGGUUUUGGGUGACGGAGGUGUUGGAGUUGUUGCUUAGGGUUGGGGUUCUGGUGGAUGCGCAGCAGGUUGAACGUGGGAAGGGGAUGGUGAAAAGGCUGUGGCCUGAGGGGAUGGGUUUAGAUCUGGAUCGCGGGGCGUAUUACUAG
This is a messenger RNA of Aspergillus pseudonomiae, 543 nucleotides long. RefSeq lists its product as uncharacterized. Lineage: Eukaryota; Fungi; Ascomycota; Eurotiomycetes; Eurotiales; Aspergillaceae. Bases 1 to 543 code for a protein of 180 amino acids. The transcript has a single exon. The record is from RefSeq and is a predicted model, not a curated record.